Molecule: messenger RNA, 1538 nt
Organism: Syngnathus typhle (broad-nosed pipefish)
Lineage: Eukaryota; Metazoa; Chordata; Actinopteri; Syngnathiformes; Syngnathidae
Gene: selenol
Product: selenoprotein L
Exons: 9
Source: RefSeq, a predicted model, not a curated record
CCUUCUCACCGCUAGAGGCCGCCAAAACCCGCUGUAAGCCCAUUUGGUCACGUGAUUUUCCGGAAGUGUAACUCCCACUUUAGUUUUUAUCAUGUUUCGUUUUCGAAGUUAAGCACUGUCCUAAACUGUGCUGAAGGAUUUGAGGAGAGACAACGGCCGGCCAUGGAGGAAGACGUGAUCCCGGAGGAGAGCCUCACUACUGCCUUGAAGCAGCUCGUCAGUCUGGGCAAUGUUUUGCUACAGCAGGCCAAGAAAGACGCGGAGGUCUCCAUGGAGGACUUUGUCCCUUACAAGAUUGCCACUUUGUUGGGCCUGAUUGCGGCCGGAGCAGAGUUCUAUAGGAGUAUCGGAGUGAAGAAGAAAAGCGAAGCCGAGGCUGCCUGGCAGAAGUUGUAUGGCCGUGCACCAGUGAGAGAGCAGGUGGAGGAGCUCCUCCAGCUCCAGAGCGAAUGGGACUCCUUCCUGGAGUACGUGGAUCAAAGUCUUCAAUCAUCUUGUGCUCCUGUAAAACCAGGAGGAGAAACAGUGGAUAUCUUUAGCCCCGAAACUUUGUUGACUGAUGGACGCAGUGGAAAGAGCGUCACCUUGGAUCACUACCGGUCUCCGGGUCAGAAGCUUCUGCUGGUCCUCAUCAGACACUAUGGAUGACUGCCGUGACGCGACCACGUGGCCGAGCUGGAGGGCAGCAGGGCUGCCCUGGAGGCUCGGUCUGUGAAGGUCGUGGUGGUGGCUUUCGGGGCCCCGAAGGGGGCUCGUUUGUGGCUGCAGCAGACUGGAUGCUCCUUGGACUUAGUACUCGAUCCACACAGAAAGAUCUACCGGAGCUUUGGACUGAUCUCAUCCUGCGCUAAGGUCAUGAACUUUGACUCCAUGCUUCGGUAUUCCGAGUACCAAGCUGCUGACAGAAGCUUCCCAGAAUUCCCCAUGCACAUGCUGGAGGACAUCUACCAGAUGGGAGGUGACUUUUUGCUCAGCGGUACCAACAAAGUCCUUUUGUCCCACCCAAGCAAGUACCCGAUGGACCGACCCACCCUCGGCGACAUCCUACGGACAGCGUCUGGCUCGACCGAGCUCGUCGCAAAGGAAGCAAGCGGUAGUGGCACGCCGAUGCACGCCGAUGACGUCACGCCUCGCUCUCACAAUACCGUGAAGAGGUGUGACCGAUGCCAAGCUGUGCUGACCGGCCUCCCGCUGCUUCCUCUCAGAUCCUUGCUGUAGCUUAAACAUGAACUUUUUGAGCAUUCAUUCCAUAUCCUUAAUAUCAAGCGCAUGGAAUGCUCUGACGAGGCCUGGGACCAAAUCACUGGUUCCGAUAAGACCUCUGAUGAUCAGCGGAUACCCGAUGACAUUUAAUUGGUUUUAACAAUGACACAAAAUUGUACUUUUUUUUCCUGAUUUUCCUUUAUUGCAGUGCUUCUCAAUUAUUUUCUGUUACUAGGGGGGCGCCCCACUAUUUGAGAAGCACUGGCCUAGGUGACUGAUUCACAAUUUGGUUUUGUCUGAUAUCAGAGAUUAAAUAAAGAAAACCAACUGGCUGA